AUGUCCCCCAAAUACACCCUCCCACCUCUCCCCUACGCCUACGACGCCCUCGAGCCCGUCAUCUCCCACCAGAUCAUGCAGCUGCACCACCAAAAACACCACCAGACCUACAUCACGAACCUGAACGCGGCCCUGGACGCCCAAACCACCGCGCUGGCCACCAACGACAUCCCCGCCCUGCUCAGCAUCCAGCAGAGACUCACCUUCCACGGCGGCGGCCACAUCAACCACUCGCUCUUCUGGCGCAACCUGGCCCCGCCCGGCUCCCCGGCCACGGACCUCGCCCGCUCCGCUCCGACCCUGCAGCGCGCCCUCGAGCAGCGGUGGGGGUCGGUGGACCAGUUCACCGCUGCGUUCGGGACGGUCCUGCUGGGGCUGCAGGGCAGCGGAUGGGGGUGGUUGGUGAGCGUGGGGGGGCCCGGAGGGAGGCUGGAGAUCGUGAGCACCAAGGACCAGGAUCCGGUGGUCGGGGGCAAGGUGCCGGUUCUUGGGGUGGAUAUGUGGGAGCAUGCUUAUUAUCUUCAGUAUCUGAACCAUAAGGCGGGUUAUGUGGAGCAGAUUUGGCAGGUGAUGAAUUGGGUGGAGGCGGAGGAGAGGUAUACGAAGGGGGUGGAUGGGGCUGCUUUGUUGAAGUGGUAG
Molecule: messenger RNA, 639 nt
Organism: Aspergillus uvarum CBS 121591
Lineage: Eukaryota; Fungi; Ascomycota; Eurotiomycetes; Eurotiales; Aspergillaceae
Product: superoxide dismutase
Exons: 3
Coding region: 1-639 (212 amino acids)
Biological process (GO): superoxide metabolic process
Cellular component (GO): mitochondrion
Molecular function (GO): superoxide dismutase activity; metal ion binding
Source: RefSeq, a predicted model, not a curated record